Messenger RNA from Anas platyrhynchos (mallard), 3179 nucleotides. It is a transcript of the gene ETS2, whose product is annotated as ETS proto-oncogene 2, transcription factor. Gene Ontology annotation, biological process: cell differentiation; regulation of transcription by RNA polymerase II. Gene Ontology annotation, cellular component: nucleus. Gene Ontology annotation, molecular function: sequence-specific DNA binding; DNA-binding transcription factor activity, RNA polymerase II-specific. NCBI's taxonomy places the organism in Eukaryota, Metazoa, Chordata, Aves, Anseriformes, Anatidae. The record is from RefSeq and is a predicted model, not a curated record.
GCCUCCCUCCUCCUUCCUCCCGCCCCCUUCCUCCUCCUCCUCCUCCUCCUCCUCCUCCUCCGGGACUCUCCGCUGGGAUCAAGCCGGCGCUGCCUCCUCCUCCUCCUCCUCCUCCUCCUCCGCUGUUGUUGUUGGCCGGCUCUGCCACAUCGAGGAUAUUUUGGCUCCCGGAGCGAGGCAGCGCGCCUUCUUCAUUCCCUCUCUCUCUCUUUUUUUUUUUUUUUAUUUUUAUUUUUUUAUUUAAUUUUUUUUUUUUUUGGACCCUGCCGCCGAGGAGGGGGCGAAGCCGAGGAGCUGGCGAGCUCCGCGCUCGGGAGCCAGAUGAGUGAAUUUGGGAUCAGAAACAUGGAUCAAGUAGCUCCCGUGUCGACCAUGUACAGAGGAAUGCUCAAGCGUCAGCCAGCGUUUGACACCUUUGAUAGCACAAACUCCCUCUUUAGUGGAUAUUUUUUAUCACUAAAUGAAGAUCAAACGCUUCAAGAAGUGCCAACAGGAUUUGAUUCUACUUCUUAUGAGUCCAACAACUGUGAAUUGCCUCUGUUAACCCCGUGCAGUAAGGCUGUCAUGAGUCAGGCCUUGAAAGAUACUUUCAGUGGUUUCACAAAGGAACAGUGUCGGCUGGGAAUCCCAAAUAAUCCCUGGCUGUGGACUGAGCAGCAGGUUUGCCAGUGGCUUUCUUGGGCUACCAAUGAGUUUAGCUUGGCAAAUGUGAACUUCCAUCAGUUUCUUAUGAGUGGCCAAGACCUUUGUAACCUGGGCAAGGAGCGCUUCUUGGAACUAGCACCUGAUUAUGUGGGUGAUAUUCUGUGGGAACACCUGGAGCAGAUGAUAAAAGACAGUCAAGAGAAGACACAAGAUCAAUAUGUGGAGAACCCUCAUCUCACCUCAGUUCCUCACUGGGUUAACAAUAAUUCCUUAACUGUUAAUGUGGAUCAGACCCCUUACGGAAUGCAAAUGCCUGGAUACCCUAAAGCUCUCAGUUAUCCCAAACCCAGUCUCCUGAGUGACGUCUGCCAGACUUCCACGGGACCAAAUCUCCUCAAUCCAGAACAAGAGUUUUCAUUGUUUCCUAAAACCCAAGUAGAUGCAGUUGGGGUCAACUACUGUGCAGUAAAUCAAGAUUUCACAAGAAGCAAUCUGAACUUGCUGAUAGAUAAUUCUGGUAAACUUAGAGAACACGAAUCUAGCGACAGUGGUGCAGAAAGUUACGAAAGCUCAGAUUCAAUGCUGCAGUCCUGGAACAGCCAGUCAUCACUAGUGGAUUUACAGCGUGUGCCAUCCUAUGAGAGUUUUGAAGAUGACUGUAGCCAGUCCUUGUGUCUGAACAAACCUACAAUGUCUUUCAAAGACUAUAUUCAAGACAGAAGUGAUCCUGUAGAGCAAGGGAAACCAGUUAUACCAGCAGCAAUUCUAGCUGGCUUUACUGGCAGUGGACCUAUACAGCUAUGGCAAUUCCUGCUGGAGUUACUGACUGACAAAUCCUGCCAGUCCUUUAUUAGUUGGACUGGAGACGGAUGGGAAUUUAAACUUGCUGACCCAGAUGAGGUGGCACGGAGGUGGGGAAGAAGAAAAAACAAGCCAAAAAUGAACUAUGAGAAACUCAGCCGAGGGCUACGCUACUAUUAUGACAAGAACAUCAUCCACAAGACAUCAGGGAAGCGAUAUGUGUACCGCUUCGUGUGUGACCUGCAGAACUUGCUGGGGUACACGGCAGAGGAGCUGCACGCGAUGCUGGGGGUGCAGCCGGACACCGAGGACUGAGCCCGACUGCCUGGUGCCGUGCCGGUGGAGACCCAGCAUUGGGACUGUGACCAGGAGCCAUCUGCAGUCAGUUCUAACGGCUGUUCAGAUGGGUGCAACGGUGGUGAAAUAAGGACCUUGACUGAUUUUUUUUGUAACCAGCAGAAGUUGGAAGGAAGUGGCCUUAUUUCAUCAGUGGCUUCAGUUGUUGCUGUGUCAUGCACUUGAGCAGUAUGGAUGUUGGCACAGAUCGCAGCUCUGUCAUGAAGACACAGAAGUGCUCUGGGCUUGAGCAUUUCAACUACCUGUACUGCCACAUAAAGUGUUUCGGCUACUUAACACUGCCAUAUGAUGGGUUGGCUUUGAAACCAAAGGUUGGAUGAGGAAACCAGUGAUGCAGCGGAACCAUUGCUCAGAUUCUUUUUUUAACAUACAGUCAUCCUUGCUUCCAUCUUAUAUCAUGCAGUUUAUUUAAAAGUAUAUAAUUUAUUUUAAAUGAGCAGUAAGAAGAAUAUUAAUGUGUUCUCAAGCACGUUUUAUUAUUAUUACUUCAGAAAUGUGCUGCAGGUACAUCAACAACACUCUGUGUCCAAAACCAGAUGUAGCAACUGUUUAAAAAAAAAAAAACACCCUUUUUAAGAAGGGAAGGAAAAUCAUACCAUUUCAAUAUCCAGUUUUGUAUAUAUUCUGUGAUUAUUUUUUUUGAAACUCUGUAAUGUUCCUAUUUAACAGAUAAUGUAUAGUGUAAAUUAAACUAAUUGUAUGUGUGUUUUGAAAUAGGAUGAAUGUAAACUUAUCAAAUGGCUAUUUCAUGUUUGUCUAGGUUAUACAACCUUCUGCAAAUAUUUAAUUGGCCUAAGAGACAACAUACAUACUCAGUAUGCAUGCAUAUGGUAUGCCUAUGAUAUGAAAUGUAUUGGGGGGGAGGGGGGGAGGACUGGCACAGUAUUUUGCCAAGACUGAAGUUGGCAAUUCUUUGUGCAUUUUGGCAUUUUUACAAGAAACUAAUAUAAUAUUCUGGGACAUUAAGGGCCUAUUUGUGGUUUCUUCUUUAUCUGAAAAACAAAAAUAUGGAUAAAAUUACCUUUUUUCAUUUAUAAAUGGCAUAUGUUUUUCAACUUCUAUGCAUGUCCUUUAAACAAAAUUUAUAUACAAGCCUUAUUUUUUCAGUUGACUUGUCUUCUUCCUGCAGUUUAUCCUGUAUGAUGAAAAUAUGAAUUCUAUUUUUGGAAAUAACUGUGACUCCUUUUCAAAGAUCAGGAGGGAUUUAUGUAGCAGCUAUUUUUACUGCACAAAAAAUACACAAUUCACUGGAAAAAUGUACUUUGUAAGAAAGCUUUAUUUUUUAUCUGAGCUUGAUGUACAUUUAAAUGUGUUGUACAAUGUGAGAGGUUUAAAAACAAGUCCUUAUUAAAAACCUCUUGAACAGGAAAGAAAAA